AUGUUCCGUCCUUUCACUCCAGCUCUUUUUACCCCGAAACGUUCGGAUUUUUCGCCUCGGUUAAAGAAGAACCAACCGUACGUGGUCAAGAUAAAUGAUGACGCGGAACUUCGUUACUACUCGGACCAUUCGCCAUCAAAUUCCUUCUUCAUGGACCAAAUGUCAAAUCCAGCGCCGAACAUUGAGUGGCGCAGAAAAGGUGAUCCCCAACCAAUCCUGGACUGGGAACCGCCACCGCACUCGACACUUGACCUGGCUCCACUCAUCGAUCUUGCUCAAACACCACGAAUUUACGUCUUGCGCGGACGCCAUUUAGUUGUCAGACAAGUGUCCGAAGAUGACUCCGGCACUUACGAGAUGAUUCUUACAAACGUGGCUGGCCGUGUAUCCGUCACUUUCGAUCUACUUGUGACAUAUCCCCCGGAAUUUUUCCAGCCACUGACACUGUCUGAACACGCCUAUGAUGAGGAUGAACCCGUGAGUCUGAAUUGUGGUGUGAAGCGUCGAACUGUACCCGGGAGCACUGUGGUUUGGGAAAAGGACCAACGAUUACUGAAAAAGCACAAAAAUAGCUUGAUGACCUUUGACGAUAACGAUGAGACGCUUCACUUUCCAAAACUGAAGCCCGAGGAUCAAGGGCACUACCAGUGUUUUGUGCAGACUGACGGCUACAAGAACCGCGCACCUGGUCGGGAAACGAGACUGAUUGUAAAAGGCAAGCUGCAGUUUCUGCGCGAAUUCACAGAACACUUCCUCGAACUGAACACGCAAGGUCGGAUCCCGUGUAAAGCACGUGGCUACGGCACAUUGCAGAUCAAUUGGUAUCGCAAAUACGGUCCACUGAAUACCGAUCUACACCCGAUACGACCACCGAAUCAAGUGGAGGCUGACGGCACUCUGAUCAUUCCCUUCGUUCAAAAAUCGGACUCUGGAGAGUACAUGUGUGUUGCCCAGUCGACUUACAAAGAUGCCUCAAUCAAUAUGACAAUACAAGUCCUAGUUGGCGGUGAGUGCGUACAACCCUAUUGUCCAUGA
Molecule: messenger RNA, 1035 nt
Organism: Dicrocoelium dendriticum
Lineage: Eukaryota; Metazoa; Platyhelminthes; Trematoda; Plagiorchiida; Dicrocoeliidae
Source: the annotation of a GenBank genome assembly